AUUCAUGCUUAUAGAGAACCUUUAGCAGAAUUAUGGGAAGCAGAUGAGACGGAAUUAUCCAGGCUAUUAAAUAUUGAGAAAAAUUUAAUUAUGAUAGAUGAAAUUAUAAGGCCAUUACUUGAUAACUUAAGCUUUGGUGGAACUUCCGUGAAUGUAAUACUUAGCAAAUUAGUUAUCUAUACAGUAGACUUUUCUAAAGCCAGGUCUUUAAGAUCAUUGCCUGAACACCGUAAACACAAUAAAGCUUUUUUAGAAGCAGUUGCACCAUUAAAACCGGAAAUAAUAUUUGGAUCUAAUGAACAAGGAGGUCCAAACCUCCAAAAAAGAGCAAAGGCAAAAAUAAUUCCUCGUAUACUACUUGGAGAACGAAUACAUAAUCAAAAUCAUAGUUGUGCAUUAGAUGCGCGUCUUAUAAGUGGACAUAAAAUAAGACAUGAGUUUAUGACAGAUAUAAUCUCUAUUAAGGGUGACAGUGGUGCACCUAUAUUUUCUUAUUUACCAGAUUUGAGCACAGUUAGUAUACAUGGUAUACUCAGUGGAGGCUUUGAUGAAAUGACCAACGUUGCGCCAAUAAAUGAAUUUCUUGAGA
Molecule: messenger RNA, 589 nt
Organism: Racocetra persica
Lineage: Eukaryota; Fungi; Glomeromycota; Glomeromycetes; Diversisporales; Gigasporaceae
Source: the annotation of a GenBank genome assembly